AUGGCAGCAUUUCUCGCAAGACGGCUUAUCGGUAACCAAUCGAGCCAGAUUCUCGGUACUUCGAAUUCUACCUCCGGUGCCCUCAUUUCCGUCUCUAGGGCUUUCUCCUCCUCCACCACUCCGAUCAAAGCAACUCUCUUCCCUGGCGAUGGGAUCGGUCCCGAGAUCGCUGAAUCUGUCAAACAGGUGUUUACUGCAGCUGAUGUGGCCAUCGAUUGGGACGAACACUAUGUUAGUACUGAAAUAGAUCCUAGAACCAAUAGUUUCUUGACAUGGGAAAGUCUACAAUCUGUGCUUGAUAACAAGGUUGGGUUAAAAGGACCAAUGGCGACGCCGAUUGGAAAGGGUCACCGUUCUUUGAACCUUACUCUUAGGAAAGAGCUGAAUUUGUAUGCUAAUGUUAGGCCUUGCUAUAGUCUUCCUGGUUACAAAACCCGUUAUGACGACGUUGAUCUUAUUACCAUCCGUGAGAACACGGAAGGAGAGUACAGUGGGCUUGAGCACCAGGUUGUUAAGGGUGUGGUGGAAAGUAUUAAAAUUAUUACCCGUAAGGCGAGUAUGAGGGUUGCAGAGUAUGCCUUUCUCUAUGCCAAGACUCACGGAAGGAAGAAAGUUUCUGCAAUUCACAAAGCCAACAUUAUGCAGAAAACUGAUGGUCUUUUCCUGCAGUGUUGUGAUGAGGUUGCUGAGAAGUAUCCUGAGAUAGAAUACGAGAAGGUUGUUAUUGACAAUUGCUGUAUGAUGCUUGUGAAAAACCCAGCACUUUUUGAUGUUUUGGUGAUGCCGAAUCUCUAUGGAGAUAUUAUCAGUGAUCUGUGUGCUGGAUUGGUUGGGGGACUAGGAUUGACUCCAAGUUGUAACAUCGGGGAGGAUGGUAUUGCCCUUGCUGAAGCUGUUCAUGGUUCUGCACCUGACAUUGCUGGAAAGAACCUGGCGAAUCCGACAGCUUUGCUUCUGAGUGGAGUGAUGAUGUUGCGGCACCUGAAGCUCAACAAACAAGCAGAGCAAAUCCACAGCGCCAUCAUCAACACAAUAGCCGAGGGAAAGUAUAGAACCGCUGAUCUAGGAGGUACCUCAACCACAACAGAGUUUACAAAAGCCAUCUGCGAUCACCUCUGA
Messenger RNA from Arabis nemorensis, 1119 nucleotides. NCBI's taxonomy places the organism in Eukaryota, Viridiplantae, Streptophyta, Magnoliopsida, Brassicales, Brassicaceae. The record is from the annotation of a GenBank genome assembly.